AUGCAGGGACCAAGACCCGUGGUUCUGAGUGGCCCAUCAGGUGCGGGGAAGAGCACUUUGUUAAAGAAAUUGCUUAAAGAUUACGAGAACCUCUUCGGCUUCAGCGUCUCCCAUACCACGAGGCAGCCAAGACCUGGAGAAGUAAAUGGCAAAGAUUACCACUUUGUGACCAGAGAGGAAAUGCAGAAAGAAAUCGAUGCUGGUGAAUUCAUCGAGCACGCAGAGUUCUCCGGAAACAUGUACGGGACGAGUAAAGGCGCGGUGCAGGCUGUUCAGGCCCAGAACCAGAUCUGCGUCCUCGACAUUGACAUCCAAGGUGUGAAGAACAUCAAGAGGACAGACCUGAACCCCAUCUACAUCUCCGUGCAGCCUCCGUCCAUAGACAUCUUGGAAAAAAGACUACGUGACCGAAAGACUGAGACAGAAGAAAGUUUACUGAAGCGUUUGAAUGCAGCCCGUGUAGAUUUGGAACUUAGUAAAGAGCCUGGCCUGUUUGACUUGGUCAUUAUUAAUGACGAUUUAGAAAAAGCCUAUUCCGAAUUGAAGGAGAUUCUCCUGGAGGAAAUCAAGAAGACCCAAGAAUCCAGGAAGUCCUGAGCUGAGCCUGCUUGGACGUUUUAACUUUGCACAUCAUUCCUGAACCACAUCACACCACUUUAUUCCAAGAGACAUUCCCUUUAGGCUGAUCCUCCUCCCAAGUUACUCUAGGAUGUUUCUAUUAAAAGGAAAGAAA
This is a messenger RNA of Pterocles gutturalis (yellow-throated sandgrouse), 733 nucleotides long. RefSeq names its product guanylate kinase 1 (gene GUK1). The record is from RefSeq and is a predicted model, not a curated record. Gene Ontology annotation, molecular function: GMP kinase activity. The transcript is spliced from 7 exons. Gene Ontology annotation, cellular component: cytosol. Lineage: Eukaryota; Metazoa; Chordata; Aves; Pterocliformes; Pteroclidae. Bases 1 to 597 code for a protein of 198 amino acids. Gene Ontology annotation, biological process: purine nucleotide metabolic process.